Molecule: messenger RNA, 1380 nt
Organism: Rhododendron vialii
Lineage: Eukaryota; Viridiplantae; Streptophyta; Magnoliopsida; Ericales; Ericaceae
Product: imidazoleglycerol-phosphate dehydratase, chloroplastic
Exons: 9
Coding region: 64-906 (280 amino acids)
Biological process (GO): L-histidine biosynthetic process
Molecular function (GO): imidazoleglycerol-phosphate dehydratase activity
Source: RefSeq, a predicted model, not a curated record
CUCGGCCCUAUCUUCAACGUCGCCAAAAUUUCUCAGAAAAACCCAGAGCUUUCCAAUACACAAAUGGAGCUUUCGGUUUCUCCUCAUCUUCUCACAUCUCCUUGCACUCCUUCUUCUUCUUUGCUACUCAAAACUAGGGUUAGGGUUUCACAAACCACCCUCAUCCCACCCCGCCUCCAGCUACCGCUCUGCUCAGCUCAUCUCCGCCACAUCCUUAAUCCAAUGGAAGCUCGUCCGUCAACAGUCACUCGCGCUUCUUUGGUCGAAGACAAUGGCUCUCCGAUAACGUCCUCAACACCCGACGCGGGUGCUCGGAUUGGAGAGGUGAAGAGGGUUACAAAAGAGACCAAUGUGGCAGUGAGAAUAAACUUGGAUGGUUCGGGCAUAGCUGAUAGCAGCACUGGGAUCCCUUUUCUUGACCACAUGUUGGACCAACUUGCUUCGCAUGGGUUAUUCGACGUUCAUGCAAGGGCUACUGGUGACAUUCAUAUCGAUGACCAUCACACAAAUGAAGAUGUCGCCCUUGCCAUUGGAACGGCUUUGCUACACGGACUUGGUGAUAGAAAAGGAAUUAACCGGUUUGGUGAUUUCUCAGCUCCACUUGAUGAAGCACUAAUUCAUGUGUCACUGGAUUUAUCUGGACGGCCACAUUUAAGUUAUGAUUUAUGCAUACCUACUGAGAGAGUUGGAACAUAUGACACACAGCUUGUGGAGCACUUUUUCCAGUCUUUGGUGAAUACGUCUGGCAUGACCCUUCACAUCCGGCAGCUUGCUGGAAAAAAUUCUCACCAUAUAAUUGAGGCGACCUUUAAGGCUUUUGCAAGGGCUCUUCGACAAGCAACAGAAUAUGACCCACGUCGUCGUGGGACUGUGCCAAGCUCAAAAGGGGUUUUGUCCCGCACUUGAUGUCAUCUUGAUGCAAAAGUACGAUGAUUGUAAUCAUAAGCUAUUUUCGUUGAUUAAAGCAAUACUGUUGCAAUGAAGUGGAUAUUGACGCACUUUUGUGCAGUGAAUCAGUGAUAACUAUUGCAAUAAAGAUAAACUGAUGUAAUUUGGAGCUACAUCUGCUGGAAGUGGCAAUGGAUGUUCAAGAUGUUGGAACUUAGAGCGCAUUCAGAAGCUUGUGUAGUAUAUUGAAGGGCGCUUAGGAACCAAGAGGACUGAAACUGGAUACCCAUCUUACGUUGUUAAACAUUGGAGCUUUUCAUUUGUUCAUAGCUUCUAGUUCAAACCUGCCAUUUCUUAAGAAGCUCCUAGAGGAAAAACCAAUGAGAGCAGGAUUGCGAAAAUGUUGUAACAUCUCUUGAAGCUUAUUUUUCUAUUAUUCUGGUUGUGCGCAUUUAACACUCAUCUAAUACAAGUUUUUGCGGUGAAGAUGAA